Messenger RNA from Aspergillus chevalieri, 894 nucleotides. Its product is annotated as PHD finger protein. NCBI's taxonomy places the organism in Eukaryota, Fungi, Ascomycota, Eurotiomycetes, Eurotiales, Aspergillaceae. The transcript has 2 exons. The record is from RefSeq and is a predicted model, not a curated record. Bases 1 to 894 code for a protein of 297 amino acids.
AUGAAUAUGCUUCGAACUCCUACAGAUCUUAAUCCUAAUUAUAAUGCGCCCGGCCACGCAGGCCAGGGUAGACUGUUGAACAACCCGACAGCGCCAGCGACGUCGAGGUUAACGUCCGCCGAUCCUGUACACGGCGCUUUGACGCUGUCAGAGACGGAUCGGAGUAACAUCUACUACGAAUGGAUCAGGCUUGGAAAACCUCACAACAUCGUUUGUUCGCAAUGCCGGAGACCGGACCAGUUGCUGCUCUGCGAGACAUGCUGUAGAUCAUACCAUACAGGGUGUAUCCCAUCGAGCGAAGUCACUGCAUUCUCAGGGAAGUUCCAUUGCCCUUCAUGUAGGAACAAGAACUGGGACCGUCUUCCCCCUCAAUUCUCAGGGCGGUCAUCACCGAACGCAUCCCGAAGCACGACUCCUUCGGGCAGGGAUAGGAGCAGACGGAAUAGUCCUUCGCGGCUGGCCAAACCCAGUGGUCACAUAUCUCCAAUAGCAUCCGGUACUCCCCUAACUGGUCUUCCUGGCUCGUCAGGCCAUACUUCCCCAAUGGAAUGGCAGGGUGUGCACGGUGCGGGGCAACAAUCCGAUAAGCUAUCUCAGGCUCGAUCCUUUCUUAUCGAGAAUGGUGCGGCCUCCCAAGAGCACAAUCCAAUGAUUCUGUAUCAAAUAGCCCAUAUGAUGGAGCAGCUUGAAUCUCAGCAACGUCUGCUACAGGAAACGCAAGAAUUGAGGGAAGAGAAUGUGCGUCUGCACCACAUCAACAGAGAACUCAGAGCCCAUGCACACUCGAGGUCACCACAUGAUUCUGCAGUGAAUUCUCCUAUACCAAAUAUACCAAGGCCGGUGGCAGAUACGAGUGGGAAGUCAUGGGAUCGGAUUGUGAUGGACUUGCUUUAG